This is a messenger RNA of Lacerta agilis (Sand lizard), 2512 nucleotides long. RefSeq names its product CFAP20 domain containing (gene CFAP20DC). The coding region runs from base 315 to 2492 and encodes 725 amino acids. The transcript has 16 exons. The record is from RefSeq and is a predicted model, not a curated record. Lineage: Eukaryota; Metazoa; Chordata; Lepidosauria; Squamata; Lacertidae.
CACCCGCCGCCUCAAGGCUCCUCCCGCGCCGGCCGCCAUUUUGAGCCGUUGCGGUCGCCUGGCCGGGCGGGAACCGCGCCGCCUUCGCCGCCUUUAGUCCCUUUUCCCUCGCCUUAGUUUGGGGGCAGCUGGUUGCUAGGCCCGCAUGCCCUCGCCACCGCCACCAGCAGCCCUGUUCCGCCUCCGCCUCGGAGGAAAGCCGGCAGGCGCCCCUGCUUCUUCUCCCCUCCUCCGCCUCCCAGUGACUUCUAGAAGCAUCCCAUUGCUCACUGAUGUAUUGAAAUAAUUAUUCCAGCUGUGAAAUUGCUGUCAGGAUGUUCAAAAAUGAAUAUCAGGGUGGUCCAUUUGUUGAAAUCUUCAGUGCUCAAGGCAAGAACCCUGGAAUGAAGUGGAAGGUUUCUGGCAGUCCUUCGGUAAUUGGGAAGGAGUUCGAUAAGCAAGUGAAAGGCUUUGUCUUUGUUCUUGAAGGAAGCAGUCAAACAAACAAGAUGCAGCUUCCUAAGGAAACCAGGCAAGCUCUUGGACUGAUCCAGCAAUUUCUGGUACUUCAGAUUUAUGUACCAUUGGGACAAGACUUCUCUACUGAAUUGCUGAUAACUGAUUUAGGAAACAUUAAAAGAAGGUUGUAUUUAUCAACAAUCCACAAGGAGUUGUCCAUAACCCCCCUUCAUGCAAAAAUUCCUCUUUUUAUGAUCAAGCGCAAAAUUUGGUGCAACCUGUGCAUUGACUUGGUAGCAUUCACCAGUGAGAUAUUCAAAGGAGCCGUCUUCCAGUCCUUGGAUGGCAUUAUUGUUUCAGCUAACUGUAAACUGCGAAAAAUCUUCACACUGAAGUCAAAGCCCCUGGAUACAGAUGAUGAAGAUGCUGAUGGGCCAACAGAUACGAUUCCUCGAGCCUGUCAGUUAAAUUCAGAUGUGCCGCAAGUCACCCAGCUGCUGAAUAUGAACAAGCUACGCCCAGCAGAACAAAAAUGUGGAGGUCAGCUCUUAACUUCACCAGAAUUAGACCAUCUAUUAAACCGGGGAUUGGCCACGACACGAAAUAGUAAAAAUCAAGACAUAUCCCAUAUUGCAUUUGGAUCUAAGGUUCUUGGGCCGCCUCCACCUUCAGGCCGAAGGUUCAGCUCAAGGGCAUCUGGGGAGGUAACAAAAUCUGGCAGCCUCAGAACUAACAGAUCAUGCCAAAUGCCAGCUUUGGAAAAUGGAAGACAAGCAAUUCAAGACAUCAUCAGCUCUGAACGAUCUCCCUCGCCACUUGAUAUGGCUUUAGAUCAAGGAAACAAAGAAAACGUUGACAACACAAGUCCAAUGUCACUGGACAAGGAUGAGUGGAUAUUCCCUGAUAAAGAAACUUCUCAACUGGAUUCCAGCAGUCUGUCGCUAAAGGAUAGUGAAACAUCUUACAGUUUUUUAAACUUGGCAUUGAGUGAUGUUCAAGCAUGUGAAAACAAGCAAGCAGCCGAAGACCGGCGAGAGGAUGUUUUCACCUAUUCCUCAAAACCUAGAUCAGCACCUCAUGGGAAGCCCUUGAACCUGUCAUCAGAAAGCUGCAGUUUUUCUGUGGAUUUAAAAGAAGAGAUCAGUGGGGUUUGGCGAGGAGCUCAGAUGGAAGAUGACUUUUAUGGAAAUGAGAGCAAUGAAGAGGAUGAUAACGACAGUGAAUUUAUGCAAGAGGCUCCAACCAGCCCCUCAUUAUUAGGGUCAUCUGAACUUGCAAUUUUCAAAGACAUCCCAUGCAGAAGUCCAGAAAACAGCACAAACAAAGAAUAUGCAAAACACACCAGUGAGGAACUGUCGCUAAUGACAGAAGAUUCAGUUGUGGUGGCAGGAAAGGCAGAUAACAGCCAAAGAAACUUGUUGCCGACUUCCUGCUUAUCUCCAACUGGAAGCAUACCUGAGCCCAGGAAGGAAGCAACUUUUGUAUCAAAGGGUAUAUCAACCAGUCCAUCAAGAACUUCCAUCAGCAGAAAAUCCCUCAAAGAAAUCCCACAGGAGAAUUCAAAUCUGAUAGUCCAAAUUCCUGAGUAUGACUGGAGAAACUACCAGCCGAGCAACAUGAGUGCUUCUGAACUGCAAAUGUUGGCUAGUAUGAAAAGGCAACAGAAUGAAGAGCUGGAAGAUAACGGACCUUCACAUGGGUUGAGUGCAUCUCAGAUAGACAACUGUAAUAUCAGCAUCAGUGCAAGCAGUGAUGACACAACCACCUGGAACUCAUGUCUCCCAGCGCCUGUCAAUCAAGGAUGUCACUAUCAGAAAGAAAUGAACCCUCUUUCCCAUUCCAACCCACGGGAUUGGUUAAAUGCAUUCAGCCCUCCUAUAAUUCCUCCAAGCCAGCAGCUGGCAGAACAUCCUGAAGUGACAGCACACCUGAGCACUCAAGGUGAAGGGGAUGACUUUGAGGCUGAAGAAGAUGAAGUUCUCACUCUUUUGUAUGACCCAUGCCUAAACUGUUACUUUGAUCCUGAAACUGGGAAAUAUUAUGAGUUGGCAUAGCCAAUUGCAAGAGCAGGAAG